Messenger RNA from Eruca vesicaria subsp. sativa (arugula), 318 nucleotides. The record is from the annotation of a GenBank genome assembly. Lineage: Eukaryota; Viridiplantae; Streptophyta; Magnoliopsida; Brassicales; Brassicaceae.
AUGAUUUUCUUGAGGAAAUCGGUGACCUCUUUUUUUGCCGCAUUUGAUGCACUAUGUGAAGAAGGGAUAGCAACCUCAGUAUGUAGAGCUCUUGAUGAAGUAGCUGAUAUAUCGAUCCUAGGCUCCAAGGACCAUGUGAAGGUGCAGGGCGAGAUACUAGAGGGUCUUGUGGCGCGUAUCAUGAGCAGUGGGAGUGCAAGAGAUAUGGAAUAUGUCUUGAGAAAUCAUCCUCCACCACCCUGUGAUGGAGGUGCUUUACCUUAUCAAUGUUUAUUCUCCACGUUGGUGUCUGAUACGUUUAGGGUAUCAAACUUGUAA